AUGGAGGCAAGCCCGGAAAGCCCCAACCGGGCGGUGGAGUACCUCCUGGAGCUCAACAACAUCAUUGAGAGCCAGGCCAAACUCCUGGAGACCCAACGGCGGCGCAUCGAGGAGCUGCAAGGUCAGCUGGACCGGGUUAGCCAGGAGAACCAAGACCUGAGGCACGAUCGCAGCCCUCGGACCCCUGGCUCGGACACCCCGGAGCAGAACCAUGAUCACGGCCAGCCUCUGUCGCUCCCUUCCCAUCACGGCGGCGGCGGGGACGGGAGCGCGUCCUCACCUCAGACCAAAGGUGGAUGCGCCACGGCGCCGGGGCCUGCCAGGGACAGGACCCACGCCAUGCUGAGCCGAGGUCUCUCCUGCGGCUCGUCCACCACCGAGAGAGACCGUCUCGAACGCACCGACAGCACGGACACCAACACCAGCGCCACCAUUCGCAGAAAUGUGGAAGUGGAGUCGCAGUGUCCGGGGGAGACGGGCACCCGCAAAGACAGCACUUUCAGCCAGACGCCUUACCUGCGUGACUCCAAGCGCUACGGUGACAGCAACAGCAGCGUGACCACCACCCCUAGCUCCAGGGGCCCCUCAUGCGUGGCUGCUUCCAGUUCAGCCAGUUUGGCUUGGGUGCUGCGGACGCGCCACCAACCAGCAAGCCUAGCCCUUCGCAAGCAGGAAGAGGAAGAGAACAAGAGAUGCAAGGCUCUCUCAGACAGUUAUGAACUCUCAACAGAUCUGCAGGAUAAGAAGGUGGAAAUGCUGGAGAGAAAGUACGGGGGCUCGUUCGUGAGUCGGAGGGCAGCCAGGACCAUUCAGACGGCGUUCAGGCAGUAUCGCAUGAACAAGAACUUUGAGCGCCUCCGAAGCUCUGCUUCAGAGAGCCGCAUGACACGUCGCAUCAUUCUGUCCAAUAUGAGGCUUCAGUAUUCUUUUGACGAGCGGCAGCCUCAGCAGCAGGCCCAGACGCAGACCAACUUCACCCACAGUGUGGCCAUAGGUCCUCCUCAUUCUCCCGACACCAAUCGCCAGGGAGACUACACCCACUUAGAAGACUCCUUCUGCAAACAGGUUAAGUCCUUAGCUGACUCGAUAGACGAUGCCCUGACCUGCCGCACAAGUCGCAAUGAUUCCCAAGAAGGCAGCAGGGAGGGUGGUGGUCUCAGUGAAGAUUUUGGGGAGUGUAUGUGGAGCAGCAGCAGCAAUCCCUCCUCCCGACGUGGUCUGGGCGAAAGAGCCAGAGGAGUGGGAGGAGGACACAGCAUGCACGGAGACAGUACGGCCACCUCGUACAGCGACGUUACCCUUUACAUGGAUGACGGGAUACCGUCUUCCCCACUCUCCCCCGACCGGGCGCCCAGCAGUACUGACACGGAGUACUGGGGCCCCGGCGGCGGUGUCGGGGUACGUGAGGACAGCAGGGACACAGAGGGAGGAGGCAGCAGUAACAGUCGUCGCAGUACACCGUGCACAGAGUGUAGGGACUAUCGUCUGAGGGGCGCACACCUCCCUCUCCUCACCAUUGAGCCACCGAGCGACAGCUCAGUGGACAUGAGUGAUCGCUCUGACCGGGGCUCUCUAACCAGACAGCUGGUGUACGAGCAGGAGCCUGGGGUGGGGGUGGGGGCCGGUUCUCCUCAGGGAACCCUCAAACACUCCCCCGGCACAGGCGCCCGCUCGGCAUCCACAACGGCCGCCCAGGGUCAGAUCCGAGCGCCGGGCAGAGCCAUUCCGACACACAUCCCUCACCAGGUGGCCUCGCACCACCACCAUCAUCACCAUCACCACCAUCCCAUCCACCACCAUCAAUACCCUGACACGCCCUCGUCCUCUUCAUCACCCCAACAGCCCCCCGCUACCCCUCUGUCCUCCUCCUCCUCCACAGCGCUGCCCUCCGGAGGGCUGGAGCAACCGUGUUGCUCGGACGGAGACAACGACUCGCUCAACUCCACAACCAACUCCAAUGAGACAGUCAACUGCAGCUCCGGUUCCUCGUCUCAGGACAGUCUCCGGGAACCCUUGCCCCCUCUGGGCAAGCAGACUUAUCAAAGAGAAAGCCGUAAUAGCUGGGACUCACCGCCCUUCAACAGCGAUGUGGUCCAGAGACGCCAGUACCGCAUUGGUCUCAACCUCUUCAACAAGAAACCAGAGAAAGGAAUCCAGUACCUGAUCGAGAGAGGCUUUGUGUCAGACACUCCGGUUGGGAUUGCUCGGUUCAUCCUUGAAAGGAAAGGUCUGAGCAGGCAGAUGAUUGGGGAGUUCCUGGGAAACCGGCAGAAGCAAUUCAACAAAGAUGUUUUAGACUGUGUGGUUGAUGAGAUGGACUUCUCCGGAAUGGACCUGGAUGACGCGCUGAGGAAGUUCCAGGCUCAAAUUAAGGUUCAGGGAGAAGCGCAAAAAGUGGAACGGCUAAUUGAGGCCUUUAGUCAGCGAUACUGCGUAUGCAAUCCGGUUCUGAUUCGGCAGUUCCAGAACCCUGACACCAUCUUCAUCUUGGCCUUUGCUAUAAUCCUUCUCAACACGGACAUGUACAGUCCCAACGUCAAAGCGGAGAGGAAGAUGAAGCUGGAGGAUUUCAUCAAGAAUUUAAGAGGCGUAGAUAAUGGUCAGGAUAUUCCCAGGGACCUUCUUGUUGGGAUCUACCAGCGGAUACAGAAAUGGGAGUUGCGGACCAAUGAUGACCAUGUGUCUCAAGUACAGGCAGUGGAAAGAGUCCUUGUGGGUAAAAAGCCUGUGUUAUCCCUUCCCCAUCGUAGGUUGGUGUGUUGCUGCCAGCUGUACGAGGUGCCCGACACCAACAGACCUCAGAGAACGGGCGUACAUCAACGCGAGGUCUUUCUCUUUAAUGACCUUUUGGUGGUAACCAAAAUCUUUCAGAAGAAAAAAACCUCAGUGACAUACAGUUUUCGACAAUCUUUUCCCCUGGUUGAGAUGCAAGUUCACCUGUUCCAGAAUUCUUAUUAUCCUCAUGGCAUUCGCCUGACAUCCGCAGUCUUGGGUGGGGAAAGAAAAGUUCUCAUCGUCUUUAUGGCUCCGAGUCAGCAAGACCGCACCCGCUUUGUGAGUGACCUCAGGGAGAGCGUCGCAGAAGUGCAGGAGAUGGAGAAAUACAGAGUUGAAUCGGAGUUGGAGAAGCAGAAAGGUGUCAUGCGGCCCAGUUUGCUGACAGGAGGUGUGGUCGGAGGUGGAGCUGGUGUGAAGAGUGACAUUGUGAAUGGUACCAUGGGAAGGACCAGUUUUGAUGACAACUGCUCCAUUGGCGAAGGUCUCAAACGCACCGCUCUCAGCUCAUCUCUCAGGGACUUAUCUGAUAUAGGGAAGCGUGGCCGAAGGAACAGUGUUGGUUCUCUGGACAGUACAAUGGAAGGUUCCAUCAUUAGCAGUCCGCAGCCUCACCAGCGCUACCCGGUGGCAGGCGUAGUCCCCGGCUGCUACGCGACAGAAGACUUCCGGCCUCAUCGCCCCAUCCUGAGCCCCGGGACGGGGAUGGGGGGUGGGCCGGGGCAGCAACAUACCACUGCUGGGACAGGAGUCGGUGGCGUCCCCAGCAGUGUCGAGAGAGCGGGAGCGACGAGCUGCCCUGGGGGGAGCGGCAACAACAACGGCUCCUUCCUGGGCUCACUAUUCGGCAGCAAACGCGCCAAACCGCCGGGGCCCCUCAUUCCACCGGGGCCACCCUACCCCGCGCCUGUCGCCCCGCCGACGACGGGAGGGCCCCCUCCUCACUCCCCUUCAUCCCUGUGCCAGCCGCUGGAUGGGGGGCCUUCCAAGAUCCAGGCGCUACACGCACAGUACUGUCACGCGGCUAUUGUGCAGCCCCCGCCACCUUACUACCAUCACCAUCGCUACCACACCCAAAAUGUCACUCCUCCUUCGCAAGGGCCGCCCCCUCAUACUAUCCAGAGAGGCCCGCAACCCUGUCGUACACCCUUUUGCCCCCCGCACCCGCAGCUGGCCCAUCUCUCCCAGCUCUCACAACAUGGGCUUCCGGGUCGCUACACCAACAUGGUAGUGGGACGUCCGCCGCCCCUUUCUCCUCUCUCCCAGCAUUCACCGAACCCGCAGUUCGCCCUGUACCACAUUCAGCCUACACACUCUAUCAGGGGGUGCGCCGGCGGCCCUGUUACCAAACCACCCCUAACCUUGUCUCUCUCGCACCCGCACCCCCACGCACACUCCCAAACCCACCCCGGGCACGUGCACACACCGCACCCGGGCAGCCACUCCAGCCAUCAAACACACUUCAUCUUCGGCACCCUCCCCCACAAUCUGCCGUCCGCUACCGUCAACGCGCAUCACGCAGCAGCCUCCGCCGGCCCGUAUCCGCCCCAGUACCCUCCUCUCUCUUCCAUCCCCCCUCCCCCACCACACUCCCCUUUACCCCCCCCUUCGUCCCCCCUUACCCCUCUUACACCUCUCUCCCCUCUCCCCCCCCAACACCCCGGGCAGCCUCAGCCAGGGCCGCAGGUGACAGGGGCUGGGGCGACAGGUACGGUGGGCAGCUCCAAAUCCAAGCCUAUCAACCGGAUAAGCACCGUAGUGUGAGCAGGGUGUGGGCCGCCCGGGGUCAUAGGUCGGACGAGAGAGCGGAGGAGGCGGGCAGGGCGAGGGCCAGGGCCAGAUCUGCCAGGACCGAGAGCAACAGCGGCAACGCGGUUGACAAGAAGAAACGCAGUUUGCUCCGCCUCUGUUACUUUCACCUCCGCUUUCCGCAUAUGUAGAUCGCAAGUGUGAACAACGCACAUGAACACACAAUAUUUAAAGAAGUCUAUAGCCAUAUAGUUAAAGAUUCAUAUUUCUAUAUAUUGUUACUGCAUAGAUUUGAAGUUGUCUGAAUUCUCCCGUGUGCGCAAGUCAGAAAAGGCACCACCCUGCUGGAUGUGUGCUUUUCCCGUCCACUCAAAUUUGUAAUUUACGUGCUCUCAUGCCAUCCUUUUAAAGUCUUGAAAGGCAUUUAAUUCCUGAGUCUAAAAACAAGGCCUUCAUUUGCAUCAUAAGGUCAAUUGUUCAAAAGUCUUAACAUUUUUUAACAUAUGCUGAGUAGGAUUUUGUGACAUGCAGUGAGGUUCAUGACUGGUAAGGCACUGACUCCUCUAAAAAUAUCCAUGCUUUUACAAGCAGCCCCAGAUUUUGAUGCGGUCACACAUGGAGGGUGCACUAGAAGUCUGGACGGGACGGGAGAAUGCGUGUCGGUACAGGCGCACAAGCCAGGCGUGUAAAAAAAGAACAACUUGCAUACAAAUGGGAAAAUAGCCCUUUUUGGUGUCUAUAUGUAUGAAAAAUGACAACCAUACUGUACAUUCACCUUUUACUUUAAAUGCAAACACCUAAUGUACAGUUCAGAUAAGUAACACUCAAAAUGGCAAAAAAAAAAUUGCAAUAAUUCCCUUGACUUCAUGAUGUCUCCAUCCACUGCAGGAUUUGCUUGACUAUCUUUUUUUUUUUUUCUCCUUAAUGAUGACCUCAAACAUGUUACCGUCGUCAAACCUUUUAAUAGCAGACGCUGAAUUUCACUUGAGCGUCUUUUACAUGUCGACAGGAGCUUCGUAAUGCAUUUCUCAAGGACUUUAGAAAUACAAUCAACAAUCUAUUGUGAAUGUUUCUGAAGCUUCUUGCUGUUUUAUCAAUAUUAGAUCUGCUAUGUGUAUGAUGAAUAUUGUCUGUUUGAUCAGUAUGUAAAUGUAUCGACAGAUGUUAAGCUUCAAAGUACAUAUAGACGCCCUUCGCUUUGAUUUAAAGUCAUUGACGUCAUUUUCCUACCAUCUCGAGUGAUUGUUGAUUGAUCAUUUUGUUUUGCUUGAUGGGAGGGAAAAACUUUUUUGUUGGAAGAAGUCUAAGUGUGGUUGUGGAGGUUCAUAUUUUCAAAAUCAUACGAUUCAUCAUUGGGUGUUUCGAUGUUUUAAUUAAGUGAGCUUUUUACAAGAGAUUUUUUGUGGUUUUUCCACGUGUGAUGUCUUAAGUCACAAGUGACCAUCUUAUUCUCUCACCCCUCCAGACACUUUUGUAGAACUCUCUUGCCACAUUUCCUGAUGCAGUGGCAUCCCCAUGAGGGCUUUGUAUUCUUUAAAAAAAUGAAUAAUUAAGGAUUGAGAAUGUAAAACAGCAUCCUUUGUUAUUCUGUGGCCUCCUGCAAUAUUUUGAAUUGUGAGUACUGACAGUUACCUACAGUGCCAGCAAGAGAACAUUUAUUCUCAGAUUUGUUUUGGGAGGGGGGAGGGGGAGUGAGGACAAAAUGAUGUCAAUGUUUAGAAUCAAGCUGUACUGAAUGACAACUUGGAUUAAAUGUGAAUCCACAAAAAAAAAGGAUAUAAAGAAGGUUUCGAGAAAGUCAGAUGAAGGUUUUCUAUUUAUGUGUUGCCAAGCCCUUUUAUUUUUUGACUCUUCUUGCAUGGGUAUAUCUGCACUUAUUGAAUAGAUUGUAUUGUAUAAACCCAAAUGUAAAUAAUAUGCUUAAGGCUUCUCAUGGGACAAAGCGCUCCCAGUCUGUAUUCAGGUGUGUGCAUGUGAGUGCCAUGAUGUAUGUACAUAGCAACGACAAACAGGGACAGAAAAUGUUGUGAAAAAAUAUAUUUAUUUCUUAUCAUUUGUGACUGAAGACGAGAAAUGGAAUCAAGAGGAAUAUAAUACAGCCUGACGGUUAUGUCAGUGCACUUAUGGAUAUUAUUUUGAACCAUUUAAUUUCUGUUGUGCUUGUAUUAAAUGUACUGAAAGAGUAGAGAUUUGAUAUGUGAAUAUUUAUUGCUUCAGAACAAUUAAAGUGUCCUUGCAGUGA
This is a messenger RNA of Syngnathus acus (greater pipefish), 6766 nucleotides long. RefSeq names its product IQ motif and Sec7 domain ArfGEF 2b (gene iqsec2b). Gene Ontology annotation, molecular function: protein binding; guanyl-nucleotide exchange factor activity. NCBI's taxonomy places the organism in Eukaryota, Metazoa, Chordata, Actinopteri, Syngnathiformes, Syngnathidae. The record is from RefSeq and is a predicted model, not a curated record. The transcript has 14 exons. The coding region runs from base 1 to 4539 and encodes 1512 amino acids. Gene Ontology annotation, biological process: regulation of ARF protein signal transduction; actin cytoskeleton organization.